GAGUGCUGAGUGAGCUGGAUGUCGACGUUAAUGAAGGGACGCAGGUGGAGCUGCAAGGACACAUAGGCCGAUUUCAGCGCCAGUGCUUAGGACUUCUAUGUCGGUUUGGUGGUUCAGACAGACUCCGUCAGUUUAAACUGCAAGAUGACAGCGCGGAGGGAGACAGAGUCAACAAGAGGGAUGAAACUGAGUUGGCCAUGCAGCAGAUCUGUGCAAACGUGAUGGAAUACUGUGAGUCAGUGAUGUUGCAAAGCGCCCCCAGUUUUCAGCACUCUGUUUGUCUGUUUACUCCCAGCCUGUCAGAAUCAACCAACCGAGAUGGGCCUCGUCAGGAUUCACAAACACCAGUAGUCCCAUACUGGCACUUGCCUGGCUUGGGCAUUAUCGUCUACCUGCUGAAACAGAGCACUGGUGACUUCUUCAGUUACUAUGACAGCCAUCGUCAGAGUGUCAACAAACUACAAAAUGUGGAGCAACUCCCACCGGACGAAAUAAAAGAGCUGUGUCAGUCAGUUAUGCCAGCUGGGGUUGACAAAAUCUCUACUUCCCAAAAAUACGUUUUGGCAAGGCGACGCCUGGUGAAGCUAAUAAACAACCGAGCCAAGCUGCUUUCUCUCUGUUCUUAUAUCAUAGAAACGUGUCUCUUCGUUCUUUGGCGUCACCUGGAACACUAUCUCCUUUACUGCACACCCGCUGACUCCCAAGACCCACUCCUUUCCUCCAGGAUGUCAUUUAGGAAAGGAAGGCUGCACGAUUCCUUUGGUUCAGAGCCUAACUUGGAUUUCAGCAGCGGGCUGAAUCGGGUGAGCCAGCAUGACAUAGAACAGCUGCAGAUUGAGGCCGCGAACAGCUUUGGCGAGUCCCUGCAGAAGAAGCUUCUGGACAUCGAAGGGUUAUACUCUAAGGUUCGGUCACGAUACACCUUCAUUCAAGCUCUUGUUAGACGCAUCCGUGGUCUCCUGAGGAUAUCAAGGACCUGAAAGACUCUGACACACGUUGCUUGUCCCCGGAAGCAGCGCGCUAGGGUGGGCCUUCUGCAUCAUCAGAUUUUAUAGAUCACGUUUUCUAAAUAAUGUCAAAAA
Messenger RNA from Eurypyga helias (sunbittern), 1082 nucleotides. Its product is annotated as nuclear pore complex protein Nup205-like. The annotation marks the transcript as partial. The record is from RefSeq and is a predicted model, not a curated record. The transcript is spliced from 8 exons. NCBI's taxonomy places the organism in Eukaryota, Metazoa, Chordata, Aves, Eurypygiformes, Eurypygidae.